This is a messenger RNA of Bactrocera oleae (olive fruit fly), 1312 nucleotides long. RefSeq lists its product as uncharacterized. Gene Ontology annotation, molecular function: DNA binding. The record is from RefSeq and is a predicted model, not a curated record. Gene Ontology annotation, cellular component: nucleus; transcription regulator complex. Gene Ontology annotation, biological process: regulation of transcription by RNA polymerase II. Lineage: Eukaryota; Metazoa; Arthropoda; Insecta; Diptera; Tephritidae.
AGGUAAUUGAAACUACCAAUUUUGGUCCGAUCGGACGAAAACGGCAACGCUGCUGCAGAGUGGACGCUAAAAGCAGAGCGGAGCGCAAAACUGACGAAUGCGAGAAAUAAGCUUCAAAUCUGUAUGCUUACAUUUUCAUACGAAGUCGCGCAGGCAGCGCAGAGAGUGGAAGCUGACCGAAGCCGAGCGUAAAGUUGUUUAAUGCGAGAAAAUAGUUUUGAAGUGUUUUUCGAUGCCGACUGGCAUUGAAAUUGCGCAUAAUAUUCAGUUGUAUUUUCAUGCAAUUCGUGACUGCAUGUAAUUUAAAGCACAAAUAUGGAUAUUAACAUGUUGAUAAGUGAAGUUUUUGCUCGCCCUGCUCUAUGGGAUCGAAAAAAUAAAAAUUAUCACAAUAGAAUGUUGGUUGAACAUCUAUGGGAAUCAGUUGCAAGUGAAAUGAAUUUACAGAGGGAAGAGGUGAAGAAAAAGUGGAAGUAUAUUCGCGAUCAAUUUCGAGCUGAAUUACGUAAAAUUUCUGUUCCGAUAUCUGGUGAUAAUGAUAUUAUAGAUUCAGAUUUCCAUUCGAAGUGGCCCUACUUUAAGCAACUAUUAUUUUUAAAAGACCAAAUGAAGCACCGGGAACUAAGCGGAAAUUUAAAGAAAAUAAGGACUAUUCCGGAUGAAAGUGGUAACGAAGAUCCACUAGGUGUAAAUGAUGAUAUAAGUAGUUUGAAUAUAUCUCAAAUCGAAGACACGGACGAUACAUGCGAUAAAUUUGAACUCAAUAUUCCGCCCCCAACGAAAAAGAAAUAUUUAAGCCAGGCAAAGAGUACUUCACAACUAUUGGAAAUUGAAAAACGUAAAUUACUCUUACUUGAAAAGAAACACUCCGAAAAAAAAGAACGAGAUGAAGAUGAGGCCUUUUUUGAGUCGCUUCUACCGCAUAUUCGUAAAUUGGAACCCGAAGCUAAACUUUUAUGUCGAAUGGAUAUUCAGAACAUUGUAUAUAAUCAUGUAUACCAAAAAAAUAUAAAAUAUCAAAUAGGUGGCACAUGCACCCAAACACCAGUUACAAACGAAAAUUUACAAUAAGAAGAAAGAACAUAACCCAUUAGCAAUUUUUCAGAUUCCAUUGUGUUUACUUUGGAUUUAACGUCGAUUCAACAAUUUCAGUCAAACUCUAAUACUUGAAUUGAAUAUGUAAACGUAUAAUAAGUAUGUCUAAUUGAAAAUCUUCUUUUAAUUGUCAAUAAAACUUUUGUGUUUGAGUGUAAGUGCGAAUGCAAUGUGAAGCAAAAUAUUAAUUUAAAUAAAAUUUAAUUAUCUCACUUAA